Molecule: messenger RNA, 3559 nt
Organism: Grus americana (Whooping crane)
Lineage: Eukaryota; Metazoa; Chordata; Aves; Gruiformes; Gruidae
Gene: DIPK1B
Product: divergent protein kinase domain 1B
Exons: 5
Coding region: 201-1496 (431 amino acids)
Molecular function (GO): calcium ion binding
Source: RefSeq, a predicted model, not a curated record
GCGGAGCUGCGUGCGCCGCCCCGCGCCGAGCCGGGCGGAGCCGAGCUGAGCCCCGCCGGGCCGGGCCGGGCGCGCUGCGGCGGUGUGAGCGGGCGGCGCGGCUCGGCCCCCCCCCGGCCCCCGGCGGCGAGGCGGGGGCCGCGGCCACCCCGGCCAUGCCCCCCGGAGCCUGAGGCCCGCGGCCGCGGGGCGCCCGCAGCAUGCGGAGGAUCCGGCGGCUGGUGCAUCUGGUGCUGUUCUGCCCCCUCUCCAAGGGCCUGCAGAGUCGCCUCCCGGGCAUCAAAGUGAAAUACCUGCUGGUGGUGUGGCUGGGCAUCUUCGUGGGCAGCUGGGUGGCGUACAUGCAUUACUCGUCCUACUCCGAGCUCUGCCGCGGCCACGUCUGCCGGAUGAUAAUCUGUGACCAGUACAAGAAGGGAAUAAUUUCUGGCUCCACAUGCAAAGACCUGUGUGAGGAGCGCAGCCUCCUCUUCCAGCACUGCCUCUCCUCCUCUCCCACCCAGCAGGUUUACAGUGGGCUCUGGAGGGAGAGGGAGGUGAUCAUCAAAUGUGGCAUCGAAGAAGCCUUGAAGGCAGACAGCCACCCCGACUCUGUGCCCAGGAGGGACGUGGUCCUCUUUGACAAACCGACACGAGGGACAUCAAUGGAUGAGUUCAAAGAAAUGCUCCUGAACUUCCUAAAGUCCAACCUGGGAGAUCAGCCUUCUCUUGCAGCCUUGGUGAGCCGGAUCAUCGCCAUGGCGGAUGUGAACCGGGAUGGGAAAGUGUCUUUAGCGGAGGCCAAAUCCAUCUGGGCGCUACUUCAGCUCAAUGAGUUUCUUCUCAUGCUCUCCUUGCAUGAGAAAGAGCACACUUCCAAGCUGCUGGGGCACUGCGGGGACCUCUACGUCACUGAGAAGAUCCCCCACACCUCCCUCUACGGAGUGGACGUCCCCCCCUUCCUCCAGUCGCUGCUGCCUUCAGUCAUCCACCAAAUCAUCCACCAGUGGUUUGCACCAGCGUGGCCCCGGCGGGCAAAGAUCGCCAUCGGCCUUCUGGAGUUCGUGGAGGAGAUAUUCCACGGGACCUACGGGAACUUCUACAUCUGCGAGACCAGCUUUAAGAACGUGGGCUACAAUGACAAGUACGACUUCAAAAUGGUCAACCUGAGGAAGGUGGCAACGGAGAUGACAAUCAGAGGUUUCCUCAAGGGACGUCACUGUGAGCAGAACGUGGACUGCACCUACGGGAAGGACUGUAUGGCGACGUGCGACAAACUCAUGAAGCAGUGCAAAAGCGACGUGGUGCAGCCCAACCUGGCAAAGGUCUGCGGGUUGCUGCAGGACUACCUGCUGUACGGAGCACCGCUGGAGCUGAAAGAAGAGCUGCAGAAACAGCUCCGAACUUGCAUGACCCUCAGUGGCCUGGCCAGCCAGAUGGAAGUCCACCACUCCCUUGUGCUGAACAACCUCAAGACCUUGCUCUGGAAGAAGAUUUCAAACACCAAAUAUUCCUAACGGAGGAAGCACGGCCCUGGAGUUUAGAAUCUGCAAUCUUGGAAUAAAGUCCAAGGGUCGAAGGCCUGUUCCUCCAUCCUCUCCCCCCCAGGAAAAAUACACCCUGCACAGGGAGCUGAGCAUAGCUGCAGCCCCUUCUCCUUCAUGGAAAACCAAGCAUCAUGACUUCCACCGCCCAGCAGGAUCAUCGAUAGUCGGCGAGAGCGUGCUGCGGAGCUGGGACGCCGGGAGCCGGGCUGAACAGGCUUGGGGGAGGAAGAUGACACGGAAGGCGAUAAGGAAGCGGAGCCCAGCUGGAUGCAUCUGACUGUUUCUUGAUUAACAGGAAAGCAGUGCAGAGAGAUGAGAACGAAUCAUUCAUGCUGUACUUGUCACAUCUUCUUUUGAUGAACGUCUCUGAUGUAAAUAAAUAGCUUUUACGUGAAUCACACCAGUACAUCAAUAGCAAAACAGCAGCCUUUUAAGUACCAGCUUGUUUGUGAUCUAAAAGGGAGAAAAAGGUAGAUUUCCCUAUUCAAAAGUCUCUCCUUAAGUGUCUGAGUCAUCUGCCAUCAGAUCCAGCUGUAACUUAGGAAGCAGAUAAGCUGUCUUUUCCACAGCAGAGAAUCCUGGCAAUUCUUUCAUUCCUUUUUUAAGUGCCUGACCCCAGACAGGGACGCGAUAGCUCGUGUGAGGCUCCCACCCGGCUGCUCCUGCCCCGGAAUUGGCAGCACAGGCCAUUCCCUCUCACGCAUCGGCUUUGGAAGGAUCUAAGGCCAAGAAUAGCUUAAAGGAAAAGGGCUACGACAUGAACAAUCCCCACCAGUUACCACUUACGCUCCGUGCGUUACUUCCCGCAGUACUCGGAGCAGGGAGAAGCCAACCUCUCGGUUUAAUUCUCCUGAAACUAAGCUGGGCUUGCACUGCAGAGGUUAAAGAUUAAUACCAGAAUAAUCCGGUGCUUCUCUCAUUAUUAAAACGAAUUUCCAGGCAAGCUUUCAGCAGGUUUCAAGACAUUUGUUUGGCUGUGUACAUACUAGCAGGUCUCUAACUAUAGUUUUAUUUCCGUUAAAUGCUCAGUUAUAGCAUCCUUUUGAAACUACGGGUAGAGAGGAAGAGUUUAUGUAAACUAGCCCGAGCUUGCUCUGGUCCCAGCAGAGUCGUAUUCCUGCUGAUGGACCGUAUGCCGGUGCUCUUGCCAACAACUGCUUAGUGAAGUGGAGCAUAUAUCUGAAGUACAAUCACAAAGGAAAAAAUACAUCUGACAGUAUACAUAGCCUGUGAAGGCAAUCGGUAGUGUCAUGGCUGCAAAUUUAUGAGCCCUUUGGAGGAGAGGUAUCAGUAUUUCCUUCUAUUAGUUCCAUAGGAUCAUCAUUACCUCUCACUGUUAUUUAUGGAGGAAAUGUUUCAGUGUCAACAGUGCUCUAAAUCUAGCAGGAGCCAGCGUAGCUCGCUUCCCACAGAGGAGCUGGCUUCCCAACGCAAUUCAUCUGCAGCGAGGCUGAGCGUUUGUGAGGUUUCUGCGUUUGAAGGGUGACCAGUUGCUCGGCCCCUCGGACUCACCCUUCCUUCGGGAUGAACACUGGGCAGGUAAACCUGCACGGGAGCAUUUGGUGGAGGGCAAAGGCCAGGACUGGAAUUCAGUAACGGGAUUUGGUAAUGAGACUCCACCGGCUCCUCCUCUAUUGUCCUGCAUUCCCAUGGCAACCAGCUCCACUGACAAAUUAAUUUUCUUCUGCUAUUGGAAAAGGAACCCAACAACUGUGCCAAAGCCUCUCCUCAGAUCAUCAGAAAAGCCAUUUUUCACCCUCCCCUCUGUGUUUGAAAUUCAGUAGUAACUUUUGUCCAGGAAGUGGCAUUCCUGCUACACUGAACCCCCACUGUUCCCUUCCCCAAAAGCAGUACUGGGUAAAGCAGCGGGUAAGCACCUAGAGGAAAACCACCCUAUUCCUUGCUUAUCCGUGUAACUUUAAACAUCAGAAUCUCUUUAAGCAUUUAUGAUGAAAGAUGAAGUUCAACAACAGCCCCUGUACUUUACAGAACUAGCGAAGACAGCUUUAUUCAAAUAAAGACGCUCCUGACAA